Diabrotica virgifera virgifera (western corn rootworm) is the source of this 1326-nucleotide messenger RNA. RefSeq names its product 3-ketodihydrosphingosine reductase. Gene Ontology annotation, cellular component: endoplasmic reticulum membrane. NCBI's taxonomy places the organism in Eukaryota, Metazoa, Arthropoda, Insecta, Coleoptera, Chrysomelidae. Gene Ontology annotation, biological process: sphingolipid biosynthetic process. Bases 160 to 1164 code for a protein of 334 amino acids. The record is from RefSeq and is a predicted model, not a curated record. Gene Ontology annotation, molecular function: 3-dehydrosphinganine reductase activity. The transcript has 2 exons.
UCAAUUUGUUUAUUUGGUUUUUGGUUAGCUUUAGUUGAUCUGGAUUUUUUAAUGUAAAUCAUUGUUUUAGAGGUUUUGUUAGUUAAAAAUACGUCGAACUGUUUUAUUUGUUUAUUUCUAAGCCAAGUGGAGUGAUUGUUCUAAAUAUAGAAACUAAAAAUGAUUCUAUUAACCAUCCUGAUUGUAUCAGGCAUUGCUUUUAUCAUCUUUGCUCUAGCUGUUCAGCCGUUGCGCAAAAAAAGCAUUAAUGGAAAACAUGUAGUUGUUAUUGGAGGGUCCAGUGGAAUUGGGAAAAGCGUGGCCAAGCUAGCUGCCCGUGAAGGUGCUCACGUAACAAUUAUUGCAAGAAAUGUUGAUAGAUUGGAAGAGGCCAAGCAAGAGAUACAGCAGCAUGUUGUGGAUGCCAAUCAACAAAUCAUCAGUAGAGUUUCUGUAGAUGUUGCUGAUUAUGCAAGUUUGGACAAUAAUAUAACCCAAAUAGAAGAUCAGGUAGGCCCCAUUUAUAUGAUGGUGAACUGUGCUGGAAUGGCAAUAUGCGGAGUAAUAGAAGACCUAACCCUACAAGAAAUCAAACAGUUGAUUGAUGUCAAUUACUUGGGAAGUAUUUAUUCUGUAAAAUCCAUCUUGCCCAGAUUAAAAGAAAGAAAGGAUGGAAUUGUGGUUCUUACAGGUUCACAAGCUUCGUUAAUGGGAAUUUAUGGGUUUUCGAUAUACUCAGGCUGUAAGUUUGCAGUUCGGGGUCUUGCCGAAGCUGUACACAUGGAAGCAAAACCCUACAACGUAUCUGUUACCUUAGCUUUGCCUCCAGAUACUGACACCCCUGGAUUUGCCAAUGAAAAUAAAAAUAAACCGGAAGAAACGAGAAUUAUAUCUGAAGCUGGGGGAUUGGCUAAUCCUGACGAUGUUGCCAAAAGACUGCUCGAUGAUGCAUUGGUUGGAAAAUUCUUUAGUUAUUAUGGAUUUGAGUCAAGUGUCUUAACUACUCUUUGUGUUGGUAUGACACCACCCCUUCGAUGUAUCGAAGUCAUUGUACAGACCCUUGUAUUAGGCCCCCUGAGGUUACUUGGAUGUUACUAUGUUACAACCUUCCAUAAGGUGGUACAGAAUUGCUACAAUGAUAAAAAAAACCGUGAGUUAGAACAAGAUACCCAAAAAGUACAAUGAAUUGAAAUGAGGUACAAGUUGUUGAAGUGUUGUUCAAUACUAAUAUACUUAAGUAAUUCCUAAGUGGCAUUUAAACCCGUCUGGUCAAAUAUAUUUUAUGAAAUAAUAAGUUUUGGUACGCAUACAUAUUUUUUAGUAUUUAUAAUAAAGUUUUUUGAUGUU